ACCAAUACACUUUCGAUUUCAGAGCAUUACAGCCUGAGAUGGAUGGCAGUCACUGCAAAGUUAUUGCUCCUCUCCUGACUCAGAGACACCGGAGGAUGGUUACCAAGGAUGGUCACAGCACGCUUCAAAUGGAUGGCGCGCAAACAGGUCUUGCGUAUCUUCGAGAUGCCUGGGGAACCCUAAUGGACGUGCGCUGGCGCUGGAUGAUGCUGGUCUUCUCCGCCUCUUUUGUUAUCCACUGGCUUGUCUUUGCAGUGCUCUGGUAUAUUCUAGCUGAGAUGAAUGGUGACCUGGGACUAGAUCAUGACGCCCCACCCGAAAACCACACUAUCUGUGUCAAGUACAUCACCAGUUUCGCAGCGGCAUUCUCCUUCUCCCUGGAGACACAGCUCACCAUUGGUUACGGCACCAUGUUCCCCAGCGGUGACUGUCCAAGUGCAAUCGCCCUGCUUGCCAUACAAAUGCUCCUAGGCCUCAUGCUAGAGGCUUUUAUCACAGGUGCCUUUGUGGCGAAGAUUGCCCGGCCAAAAAAUCGAGCUUUCUCAAUUCGCUUUACUGACUUAGCAGUAGUAGCUCACAUAGAAGGCAAACCUAAUCUCAUUUUCCAAGUGGCCAACACCCGACCUAGCCCUCUAACCAAUGUUCGGGUCUCAGCUGUACUCUAUCAGGAACGAGAAAACGGCAAACUCUACCAGACCAGUGUGGACUUCCACCUUGACGGCAUCAGUUCUGAGGAGUGUCCAUUCUUUAUCUUUCCACUCACCUACUACCACUCUAUUACACCAUCAAGUCCUCUGGCUACUCUGCUCCAGCAUGAAAAUCCUCCCCACUUUGAAUUAGUCGUGUUCCUUUCAGCAACGCAGGAAGGCACUGGAGAAACGUGCCAGAGGAGGACAUCCUACCUGCCCGCCGAGAUCAUGUUACAUCACUGUUUUGCAUCUCUGUUGACCCGAGGCUCCAAAGGGGAAUAUCAAAUCAAGAUGGAGAAUUUUGACAAGACUAUUCCUGAAUUUCAAACUCCUCUGGUCUCCAAGAGCCCAAACAGGACUGACCUGGACAUCCACAUCAAUGGACAAAGCGUUGACAGUUUUCAGAUCUCUGAAACAGGACUGAUAGAGUAAGAAGUAUCUAUUUUAGCACCCUAUUUUCUAAUGUAUUAAAUACACUCAGCCAGUUAUGCAGCUAUUUUUCCUUCAUCAUAUUUCAUGUUUUCUUUUUCCAAUGCUGAUUACAUCUUUCUGAUUACAUCAUGGUGAUCAAGCCUCCACCCAUUAAAAAAAAAUGGCUGAGCUAACAAUACAUGUUGUGGAAAUAUAACAUUAUACAAAGUUUCUCUCUGUGGUUAUCUGCUGAAAUCAAUGCACAUGAAGGUAACAGAUUAUAUGUAACAACAGAAA
Odocoileus virginianus texanus is the source of this 1397-nucleotide messenger RNA. It is a transcript of the gene KCNJ13, whose product is annotated as potassium inwardly rectifying channel subfamily J member 13. Lineage: Eukaryota; Metazoa; Chordata; Mammalia; Artiodactyla; Cervidae. Gene Ontology annotation, molecular function: inward rectifier potassium channel activity. Gene Ontology annotation, biological process: potassium ion import across plasma membrane; regulation of monoatomic ion transmembrane transport. The record is from RefSeq and is a predicted model, not a curated record. Gene Ontology annotation, cellular component: plasma membrane.